This is a messenger RNA of Ixodes scapularis (black-legged tick), 563 nucleotides long. Its product is annotated as P2X purinoceptor 7-like. The transcript is spliced from 3 exons. The record is from RefSeq and is a predicted model, not a curated record. NCBI's taxonomy places the organism in Eukaryota, Metazoa, Arthropoda, Arachnida, Ixodida, Ixodidae. Bases 39 to 563 code for a protein of 174 amino acids.
UGUAGCUUCUGCACUUUACUUCUGUGUCCUCGCGCAAAAUGGACCCCGAGUUGAAGCGUCAGCUUCUUGACCGCAGCGAGCAGCUGGGUCUUCGGUCAUUCGAAGACACGCCGCGGAGGACGGCUGCCGACAACGACGACGGCGCACCGCCCGAACCUCCCGAGCCUUCGGCGCGCUUGGACGACACCCGCUGGUGCCUCUGCGGCCGCUGCCAGCUAAUGCCGACAGCCCGCGAGUGCGUCUGCUGCCUGGAGGUUCCGAAGGUCGCCUCCAAGGCUGGUAACCGCUGCAUCACCGAUCACUCCGACUUUUUCGGUGGCAUCCUGAAUCCAGUCGUGCUCCAGAUCGCCUACCGGAUGAGGGCGAUGGAGCUAAAUGACAUGGAGCUCAUCGGACAGAGGAGCACCCAUAAGAAGUACCGGUAUGUGGCGUACCGGCAGUUUGUCUGGUGGAUCUGGCGCCGCCUUGGCAGAGGGCACUGGAUGGUCUUGCCAGCUUGUGUUGUACAGGCUAUUCAAAACAUGUAUCCAUCUGAUGAAUACCGGGGCUUUGAAGCUCUGUGA